AUGUUCAGAACUCUCCUCGUCACUGCGUUUUUUGUGGCGUCGUCGUUUGCGGGGCCAGUCGGUAAGGUAGACUUGCAAUCUCCAAGACUUUUUUACAAAAUGGUUGUUAUGUCGUUGUAGAGAGUAAGCAAAGUUUCUUUAGACCCACACAUUCAAGAUUCGGAGUUGAACAUCCCGGAUCCAGUCGAAGUCUCUAAAGACGAUGCCAAGGCUUUUGCUUCGUACAGCUUCCUUGCGGAUUCCAUUACCAAGGCCUCCGAACUGAAAGCGUCCCCAUGUAGCGACUUCUAUAACUACACUUGUCAACAUGUUGGAGUCUACAACUACUUGAUGGGAAUGGAGGAGGAUAAUAAACGCCGCAUCAUUGCUGGGUUGAAGAAAACUGGAGUAAGUGAAAUUUUAGGAUCAUUUGUUACAGUCGGCGUUUUUUAUUACGUGACUUGUUUUAGGAAGCUGCCUGGUAUCGCUCUUUGAAACAGGAAUUUGAUAAAUGCGUUAACCGUGUGCGAAAAGGCCUCCACGAAAAUGGAAAGGCCCUUCGGAAGAUCUUUGAGGAAGUCAACGCCGAGUUGGGUCCAGUCUUCCCAUUGAUGGAGAAUUCCGCCAGUUUUGCUUUGGACGCUUCUCGCCUCGGUGAAUUUGUGGGACUAUUGGCCCAGAAAUUCCGCUUGAACACCUUCCUCAGUUACGACAUUCAAGCCGGAAAGCUCAUGCUUAAUGAUCCUAAAUUAGCCUUCCCUGAGAGCUACUUUGUCAAAUCCUUCAAAAAAUUCGGAUCCGAAUAUAAGGCUUCCAUUAAGGACUACCUCACCCAGUUAGCUGAGGCUUUGAACAAAGAAAUCAGCGAGGCUAAGCUCAACCAAGUCAUCGACGAUGUUGUGAAGUUUGAGAGCGACUUGGCUCUCCUCCUUAGCGAGGUUUCCGACGAAAUCCCAGUCGCCGUUCAGGCUUCGGAAUUGGCUGAAAACAACAGAGCCAUUGAUGUCAACGCCUUCUUGGCCAGAAUCUCGAAGAACGCCGGAAACGCUGGUGCCUUAAUGACCGGUAAUACCAGGAUCCUCUUGACCGCUCCGUCCAAGGUUCAGUUGGUACAAACCUACCUUUCCCAAGCCAACCCCACGACUAUCCUCAACUACCUUAACAUCCGUUUGGCCAGAAGCUUGAGAAAAUACUUCAUGAGAAAGCCCAAGGAGUGUGUUGCUGAUCAAUGGCUCAGACAAGGACAUGGAAUUAAGUCCGUCGGAGUUCUUCCACCGGCACCCCAGCGUGACCCGUACUUAAGCGCCGACGCCGCAAAUGACGAGAUUGAAGAGGUUUGUCUGAUUGUUAUAUCGGACUCCCAUAGAGACGCCGUUGACCGUGUUUAUCUGGAUGCUAGCUUGCCAGACAAACAAGAAAGAAAAGACUUUGUGGAAAGAAUUAAGGUGAUCACCAACAAGAUCAUCAACGGAUUCCGUUUCCAAAUUGACCAGCUUUCUUGGUUCAGCCAAAAAGUUAAGGCCGCCGCCUACAAGAAGAUCGAUUCUAUGCUGUACCAUGUUGUCUAUGAUGAUUGGAUUGAAGACGAUGCCCUCCUAGACGAAAGGUACGCCCGGCUUGUUGGAGAUGGUAAGUAAACAACAUACUACAAUAUUCGUCUGAGAUCGUUUUUUAUGGCGCAUUCUUUAGAUACAGAUGAUGAUUUCACCGCCAUCCAAAAGAUGAACGACUUUGCUCAAGCCGAAAAGUGGGCCACUGUUAUGGACAAGAACCGUAACUGGAACUUCACCUACGCUAUCACCACUGUCAAUGCCUGGUACUACCCUAGCCUCAACCACUUUUACAUUCCUCUCGGUAUCCUUCAACGCCCCCUCUUUGAUCUUCACUACCCAGCCGCCGUUCAAUACGGAUGUAUCGGUUACGUCAUCGGUCACGAAUUGACUCACGGUUUUGACUCCAAUGGCGUGAACUACGAUGACCAAGGUGACCCAAACCCAUGGAUGGACCUACCAUCUAAGGCGAAGUUUAACGAGAUGGCCCAGUGUGUCAUUAAUGAAUACAACAAGCUCCAUGGCCGAGGAAUAACAACCCAGACCGAGGAUAUUGCCGAUAACGGAGGCAUUCGCUCUGCUUUCAACGCAUACAAGGCCGAACAAGGUCUCUACGGUCCUGACCCACAACUCCCAGGAUCCCCUCUGAACCAGUUCAGCCAAGAUCAACUCUUUUUCUUGGGAUUCGCCCGCACUUGGUGCUCUGAUGAUCCCGGGUUUGAUUAUCCUUUCGAUCCUCACUCCCCUCUUCUCGCCCGUGUUUUGGGAACCAUUCAAAACACUCCCGCAUUCCAGGCCGCCUUCAAUUGCCCAGUAGGAUCUGUGUACGCUCCCAAAGAGCACUGUGACGUGUGGGCUUCUGAAGUAAAAUACUAA
Molecule: messenger RNA, 2405 nt
Organism: Bursaphelenchus xylophilus (pine wood nematode)
Lineage: Eukaryota; Metazoa; Nematoda; Chromadorea; Rhabditida; Aphelenchoididae
Source: the annotation of a GenBank genome assembly